AACGCGUCGCGAGACUUUUUUCGGCCUUACGCUGCUGCUGAUUCUGCACUGCUCUUUCCGUCCCAUAUUACCCGGGUGUGGUUCGACAUUUGCAAAGUUCGGUAAAGAGCCCAAGGAACGACCCUCGUUCGACCCGUGCUCCCGUAUAGAAAUUCGUUCUCGUUUAUUCCAAAGGAAGUACGAAGCCAACCUUCUAAGUCAACAUGUUCGCUUGCAGCCGAUUGAUCGCCCCCGCCGUUGCCAGGUCCACCCUGGUUGCUGGUACAAAGGCCUACGUCAGGCCUCUGAGCAGCGCGGUUCUCCAACAGAGCCAGACUUUCCAAAAACAGAAACAACAGACACCAGUGGUCAGUCUGUCCCCAUUGGUUCGUAACUUCCAAACAUCCACGAUCAGUCGUGACAUCGACUCUGCAGCCAAAUUCAUUGGUGCUGGUGCUGCCACUGUUGGAGUUGCAGGAUCCGGUGCUGGUAUCGGAUCUGUCUUUGGAUCGCUCAUCAUUGGUUAUGCCAGGAAUCCAUCACUUAAGCAACAGCUCUUCUCAUACGCCAUUCUGGGCUUUGCCCUGUCAGAGGCCAUGGGUCUCUUCUGUCUUAUGAUGGCUUUCCUGCUCCUCUUCGCCUUCUAAGCCAUGAAUCAUUUAAAAAAAUACAAAUAGUUCUAGUGCGUCACUGCCAAAACAGCUAUCAUUGAUCUUGAAUUAGGGUUUGUGAUUGCUGUUUAUGGUAAUGCGGUACAGUCCAUGAUAAUAUUGAGGGGACAAACCCAUGUUUUAAAGCUAAAAUUGAGAUAUGUUAAUAAAUUUUAACUUUAAGUCUCCAAAUAAAUUUAGGAAGUUUUUAUGUUCCUAAAUGGGUAACACCAUUUGUUUGUACUGGUAUGAAAUCCAUCCAUGCCAUUUUUACCUCAUAUCCUUUGCUUUAAAGUUUCCUAAAUAAAUUAUUGACUUGCCGCAUGUUAUAUAAAUCUAAUACUCAAUUUUUUAAGAUCUGCUCUAAAAAAAGUUAUCCAAGAUUUUAUUACAUUUAGGUGUUCCAGAUUUUUUAUUUGAAUGUACAAUACAUUUGCAUCAGUGUAAACAUGUGCAAUUAAUUUGUUAAAAAAACUUGGGAAGUUUUGGUUACACCUAUACACCUAGGUAAUAAAUUUGAAUUUUCAUCAAAUUACUAAGAAAUUUGAGAACCUUGAUAGAAAUGAGUAACUUAAAAAUUAAUUAAUGUGUUUAUAAAUUAUAACAUUACUUAUGGGCUUGGAAAAAAAGCCUGCAGUAAAGAGUUUUCCAUUUGUAUAACAUGUACAUUGCAAUAACAUCUGUUCUCAAUAUCAUCCUGAGAAAUGACAAAUGAACAUUAAAAUUUUAUAAGUGAGGUUGAGCAUCAUACAUUUCUACUCUUAUCUACUGUAGUCAUGGAUGCAGAGACAAUACCUGCUACCACACAUGGGGAAUUCAAACUUUUCUUUCAUAACAGUAAAUUUGUUGGAGCCUGAUAUGAUUGAUCAAAGUGAUAGAGGCUUAGUUCUCUACAGUGAUGGAAAAUUAUGAUCAAUGAAAGGCUUUACUUUGCAUUAAUAAUAUCGGCUUUUCGUCACUGUACACGAAACGUUAAAAUUUAAAAAUCGUUAUAUUAUAUAAAUAUGGGUUUGUCUCUUAUGGGAAUCAGUGACUUGUGCUAUUUUAGUAAGGAGGAGUCUUAAUGUCGCAACAUCGAGGCGUACACGUACACGAAAAAGAUCUUGACCAUUUACUAUUGACAUUAUCUCCAGAUACUACUAGACAGCUCACUUGACUAGAUACCAUUAAAUACAUCAUGGACUCACUGCUAGGUGUAGCAUAUCUCACAUUGUUAUGAAAUCUUGUAAACCAAUUAUUAAUAGAAAAAGAGGUUACCGAAAAAAAGUAUCAAGAACGACAGAAUAAAAGCAUACCCCACUAUUUCGCGCACGCAUGUAACGCAUUACGAUAAUUAUAAAUGCAUACUUUAAAAACAUCCCCAAUGCAAAUGCCACAAGUGUAAGGCAGGAAAUUUGUUUUAUUCAUUAUAAUGUGAUUUUUUUUGUUUUUGUUAACCGAGCGAUUGAUUGUUGUUGUGCUAUUUGUCGCACGUUGUUGAGGUAACUCUUGGCGAAGAAUCUGUACAGUGAUAUCAAAUAAACAUCUUUGUCGUGAGAUA
Trichogramma pretiosum is the source of this 2169-nucleotide messenger RNA. It is a transcript of the gene ATPsynC, whose product is annotated as ATP synthase lipid-binding protein, mitochondrial. The coding region runs from base 204 to 626 and encodes 140 amino acids. Lineage: Eukaryota; Metazoa; Arthropoda; Insecta; Hymenoptera; Trichogrammatidae. Gene Ontology annotation, biological process: proton motive force-driven ATP synthesis; proton transmembrane transport. The record is from RefSeq and is a predicted model, not a curated record. The transcript has 5 exons. Gene Ontology annotation, molecular function: proton transmembrane transporter activity.